GACGAAAAGUAGCUCGCCUCGCCACGCUCCUGCGCUACACCGCCCCGCCGUGUCCAGUCCAUUCAAUUCCCAAGCUGGUCACGCCCACGCACCGCCCGUAUAAAAGACGGGAGCUUAGCUAGCCAGCGACCCAAGAUCGAAGGAGCAGAUCGAUCGAUGGCCGACCACCACUAUACACAUCUCGGCGGCGGCAGCGGGAGUGGCGGCGGCGGGGGCGGGGGCAGCCCGCCUGAGCGGCUGCGCGGCGGCGGCGGGUCGGGGGACCAGGGGAUCAAGGAGCAGGACCGGCUGUUGCCCAUCGCCAACGUGGGGCGGAUCAUGAAGCAGGUCCUGCCGCCCAACGCCAAGGUGUCCAAGGAGGCCAAGGAGACGAUGCAGGAGUGCGUGUCGGAGUUCAUCAGCUUCGUCACCGGGGAGGCCUCCGACAAGUGCCACAAGGAGAAGCGCAAGACCGUCAACGGCGACGACGUCUGCUGGGCCUUCUCCGCGCUCGGCUUCGACGACUACGUCGACCCCAUGCGCAGGUACCUCCUCAAGUUCCGCGAGCUCGAGGGCGACCGCGCCGCCGCCGCCGCCUCCUCCCGCGGGGGCCUCCCCGUCCCCGACGCCUCCACCUCCGGCACCGGCGCCAGCGGCUCCGGUAAUUUCAUGUUCGAAGCCAUGGACAGGAGGGAUAACACCGGCCCCGGCACCGGCAGGCAGUUUUGAACCACUAAUACCUACUCCAUCAUCAGAUCAGGCAGGCAUCCAUCUUCUUCCUUGAUCCAUCCCACAAGUGCUACCUAGCUACACCUUAAUUACUCUCUCCAUUUUCUUAUUAGAGAGGUGACCAGCUAGCUAGUGGCAGAAUUAGGAGUUAGCUGCUAGUGGGUAGUAGCAGAGAAGAGUAGUUGUUCUUCUGAUUAAUUUAUCUGUUGUGUGUUGGAGAUGGAUGAAAGACAAGUAAAGGAAGACGAUCACUAGGAUCGAUGGAUGGACCGCGACCACGACGGCCGGGGCCGGCGACCGCGACACGGCGGAGUUGGAAUUAAUUGGAGAAUGAUGCAUGAUCGAUUCGAUCUGAUUAGGUGUCCAGAUUAAUAUUUAUGUGGCAAAUUAGUUGAUGCUGCGCAACUUGGAUCAGCUCAAGUACAUUGUUUUUCAACUUCAGUGAUUAAGAUUGUAGAUCAAUUUCAAUUUAUCGAUGUGCCUUUGUUUU
Messenger RNA from Triticum dicoccoides, 1198 nucleotides. Its product is annotated as nuclear transcription factor Y subunit B-1-like. Gene Ontology annotation, cellular component: nucleus; CCAAT-binding factor complex. Gene Ontology annotation, biological process: regulation of transcription by RNA polymerase II. Bases 157 to 708 code for a protein of 183 amino acids. The transcript has a single exon. Gene Ontology annotation, molecular function: protein heterodimerization activity; RNA polymerase II cis-regulatory region sequence-specific DNA binding; DNA-binding transcription activator activity, RNA polymerase II-specific. Lineage: Eukaryota; Viridiplantae; Streptophyta; Magnoliopsida; Poales; Poaceae. The record is from RefSeq and is a predicted model, not a curated record.